UCGGGCAUCUACAUGCUCGGGCUCUGCCUUCCGCACCGCGCCCCUGCCACCGCGGCGGGUGCACCAACACCCGGUCCACAUCCACCCAAGGGGCGAGGCAGGCCAGGGCAAGGAGCGCAAAACCCCGACUCCUUCACGAGAUCGCCGGGGCGAGGCGAGACGAGGCCAGCCCUUCGUCUACCGCAGUUCCUCCAUCGACGGCGACAGUGAACUGAGUAUAUUUCUGGCUAAGAAAGGAACUUGGUCAAUAAAAUUUUGCCACAAAGUAGAACCUUCUGAGGCAAUAUGACAUCAGUAGGUCUAUUAAAUCCCUCAUCAGGUUAUGAAGCGAGCACUAGUGGAGCCAUUGAUCAAUUGCCAGAUGAGGUGAACAGGCUGAGCAUAAGAGAUGAUAAGGAAGUUGAAGCUGUUGUUGUCAAUGGCAAUGAGAUGGAAGUUGGUCAUACUAUCGUGACGACUGUUGGUGGAAGAAAUUCGCAACUGAGGCAGACUAUUAGUUACAUGGCAGAGCGUAUUGUGGGGCAAGGUUCAUUUGGAGUUGUCUUCCAGGCCAGGUGUCUGGAAACUGGUGAAAGAGUAGCUAUAAAGAAAGUUCUUCAAGAUGUGAGGUAUAAGAACCGUGAGCUGCAAACAAUGCAAGUUCUUGAUCACCCAAAUGUCGUAUGCUUGAAGCAUUACUUUUGCUCAACGACUGACAAGGAAAAGCUUUACCUCAAUUUGGUGCUUGAAUAUGUGCCAGAAACUGUUCACCGUGUUAUUAAACACUACAAUAAGAUGAAGCAACGUAUGCCGUUGAUAUACGUUAAACUCUAUAUCUAUCAGAUUUGUAGAGCUUUGGCUUACAUGCAUAACUGCAUAGGAGUAUGCCACAGGGAUAUAAAGCCACAAAAUAUUCUGGUGAACCCACAUACUCAUCAGCUGAAGUUGUGUGAUUUCGGUAGCGCGAAAGUCUUGGUACAAGGGGAACCCAAUAUUUCAUAUAUUUGUUCUAGAUACUACAGAGCUCCAGAGCUCAUAUUUGGUGCUACAGAGUACACAAUAGCUAUUGACCUGUGGUCUGCUGGUUGUGUUCUUGCUGAACUUCUUCUAGGGCAGCCCGUUUUCUCUGGGGACAGUGGUGUCGAUCAGCUAGUUGAAAUUAUCAAGGUUCUAGGUACUCCAACACGGGAUGAAAUUAAGCGCAUGAACCCAAACUACACCGAGUUUAAGUUCCCACAAAUCAAAGCUCACCCAUGGCACAAAAUCUUCCACAAAAGAAUGCCAUCUGAAGCUGUAGAUCUUGUUUCUCGGCUUCUGCAGUACUCACCAAACCUCCGGUGCACUGCAUUGGAGGCGUUAAUCCAUCCAUUCUUUAAUGAACUACGGGAUCCGAACACCCGGUUACCAAAUGGUCGUUCCCUUCCCCAUCUCUUCCAUUUUAAGCCUUAUGAGUUGAGAGGGCUACCAAUGGAGUUUCUUGUGAAAUUGGUCCCCCAGCAUGCUAAGAAGCAAUGUGCCUUCUUAGGAUUAUGAGAAAGCAGUUAAAACUUCAGAGUGUUCUAAAAAAGCGAAAGCAGUUCAGAGAUUACUUGAGUAUCACAUCAAUGUUCUGUUCAAAACUGCAGAAUAGCAUUCGUCUACAGUAUUAUCGGGUAGGCAAUGCAUGCUGUUUUGUUCCACUCUGGCAAUGAUGUCGCAUGUUCUAGCACCGCAGUGAGCCCUUCCACCACAUUCUGUAAAGCAGAUGAAGACACAAACUGAGUUCAUGUGGUUUGUAUAUUGGUCUAUCUCAACCCUGACAACUCGAUUGUUUGCAUACCAUUUUACUUUUUGGGAGAUGGAUUCUUUGAAUAUCUAUCUAUAUCACGAAAUGAAAAGGAAAAAAAAAAGAUUUCCAGAUGUAUGUUUGAUCUGUAUUCUCAUUCCUGAGCCUGUAUCAGUUUUCACCUACCAAGGGAGUUGAAGCCUGUUAUGUAAUAGUCAUGAACAAGAAACAGUCAUCUACAGAUGAUCAGUAUAUCUGUUUCCA
Molecule: messenger RNA, 2008 nt
Organism: Phragmites australis (common reed)
Lineage: Eukaryota; Viridiplantae; Streptophyta; Magnoliopsida; Poales; Poaceae
Product: shaggy-related protein kinase alpha-like
Exons: 13
Coding region: 286-1512 (408 amino acids)
Biological process (GO): signal transduction; protein phosphorylation
Cellular component (GO): cytoplasm
Molecular function (GO): ATP binding; protein serine/threonine kinase activity
Source: RefSeq, a predicted model, not a curated record